CGGACAUCGCUUCCAGGGUAGCCUUUUGCCCUUCUGGUGCUUCGGUUGAUACUAUUGGUUGAUGUUUAAUAGAACUUUUUCAUUUUAUAUCAGUAGUUCUGCGAAAGGAGCCCAGGUUCAAGUGCUGUAUAUAUUUUGACCACUGCCACAUUCCUUGAAUUGUUAUUGAUAUCCUUUUCAUCGGCUCAACUCCUUGUCUCUCUUUUUCAACUGAGUUUGCCUUGAUACCUUUCUAUUCAAUAGCACAUUCACUCUUUAAGCCUCCUCAUUAUGAGAGUUCUUCUUUUAGCAGGCCUACUCGCCGGCCUCUUAAUCAACCAUGGAAGAGCAGCGAAGUGCUCCUCCAACCUCCUCAUCGAUGACUUCUCCGAGUUCUCUUCGCAGACUAAUAGUCUGGGCACUCGUGCCAGCGACGACGACUCCAUGGUCAAACUCACCGCAAGUGACAACUCGAUUAUCUUCACGCCGGAGAAGAUGUCGUACUUCUACGAGACGCUGCCAUGCACGCAAGCCGCCAUGUCAGGCUACGACGCCAUCUCCUUCACAAUGACGGCGCCCAAGGGCGCCUCCUUCAUGUUGGAGAUUCAGACCCGCGAGUCUUGCUCUGCUCCGAUACUCGAUAGUGCAUGGCACACUGUUGGCAACUUUACGGGCCAGGAGCAGACGAUUGUUGUCCCGUUGGAGUCGUUUAAGGAUGCAAACCUGGAGGCUAUUACGGCGUUCAACUGGGCAACUUGGUCGAAGGUGUGCAAGAAGAAUCAGGACUGUAAACUGAGUAAUAUUCAGUUGACUUGCGGUGGUUCCUGAUCGACUUAGGCGCUUCUGGAGACUUAAUACGAUUCUCCCCUGAAAACUGGCCAGGUUUCGCGUUCAGUCGCCGUUGCUAUAUCGGUUGAGGGCAGAUUUUCUCGGCGUCCAUGAGACUCAGGUUAUAAUCGCUUACACUUGUCGAAUCGUUAUCGGCCGUGGGGGGUUGGCAUAUGGUUCCCCUAGAUGCAACAAUUUGAUGAACCAACAACCGUGAUACAAACAUCCUGAAACGUGCCCCCUGUUCGCAUUCCUCGCGAACUACUAGUAACACCAACAGCGGUUAAAACUCAAGUUCACUAAUCAUAUUUCUCUAGAUUGAGGUUUUCAAUCACUCCAUCAGCUUCAUUAACAUUUGGUUUUAUGAAUUGUUACAAUGUAGCAUUCAAGCGCAUCAAAACAACGGUACGCGCUUUACACAAUCGAG
This is a messenger RNA of Pseudomassariella vexata, 1234 nucleotides long. RefSeq lists its product as uncharacterized. The transcript is spliced from 2 exons. The record is from RefSeq and is a predicted model, not a curated record. Lineage: Eukaryota; Fungi; Ascomycota; Sordariomycetes; Amphisphaeriales; Pseudomassariaceae. Bases 271 to 807 code for a protein of 178 amino acids.